Messenger RNA from Nicotiana tabacum (common tobacco), 789 nucleotides. The record is from RefSeq and is a predicted model, not a curated record. Lineage: Eukaryota; Viridiplantae; Streptophyta; Magnoliopsida; Solanales; Solanaceae.
AUGAUUGGCCGGAUACAACUCGACUGGGCUUUGAUCACGGCCUUGAUUGAGCGGUGGCGACCGAAAACGCACACUUUCCAUCUGCCCAUCGGCGAGGCCACCAUCACACUCCAGGACGCUGAGAUUUUAUAUGGUCUGUCCGUUGAUGGCUUGCCAGUUUUACUGCCUGCGACCAUGAUAUAUUAUUCACGGCAGUCUUAUUGCGAUAUGCUGCACAUGCUCACAGGUUUUAGGCCGGAGGACGAGACUGUAGCAUCUGGGUCCAGUCGUAUGCAGUUGGUCCCCAUUAGAGACCACUUGGAGCAGAUCCACCAUACUAUCACCGACGAGUCAGUGGAGGUGGAUGUACAACGAUAUACGAGGCUGCCGUUGCUCCUUCUACUUAGGGGGGUCUUGUUCCCAAACACUUCGGGGAACCUAGUGAGCCUCCGUUUUCUGCAUCAUAUUGGCCGGAUCGAGGAUACAGCCAUCUACAGCUGGGGUGGUGCUGUCAUCUCAUAUUUGUACAAGCAGAUGUGUCGGGCUUGCAUCGACACACAAAGAGACGUUAGUGGCUUUCUGCCGCUUCUACAGCCUAUACCGAGUCCGCCUGUAUGGCUUGCUUUACAUUAUGAGAGGGAUGAUCGGUCCAGGGCGGACGACACAUUUAUGGCAUGGAUUUACGAGCAGUUGGGUACUUGGGAUAGGCGAGGGGAAUUGACCCCACCUCCGCAGCACUUUCCUAUUCAACAUUAUAUGGCAUGGUACUGCACUGUUUCCCGACUUUUUAUCGGGAACCCAGUUCAUCAG